GUAAAGAUGCAAACUUGGCCUUUAAUGCUGAUAAGAGAGAAAUUAAUGAAGUUAUAAAGAAAAUAGGUUCCAUAAAUGUUCUUGGAAUAGUUUUGUGCAAUGCUGGAUAAGCAUAACUUAUCUCCUGCGUGUAAUUGUACGUUAAAUGAGGCUAGCCUUGCAGCGACCUGUCUAGUUUCAUCUAUUGACCUAACAUUCAUUGGUACCAGAUCCUUUGUCUUCAAACGGGUGGCAUCAGAGCGUAUUUUAGCAUCCCUAUCUGAAACGACGCGGAGAUGAUGGAACGCAAGCGAAGAGUUGUUGUAUGUUGUUGUAUGAGACCUAGGAUCCUAAUGAUAAUUUUCCUAUACAAAAAAUGAACAGUAGCUCAAUAUCUGAGAGCCAUGGAAAAAGAUCGAACAUUAAAAGGACAUGAAGGAUUGCUUUUGCAAGAACGGGAUGUUCAUAAAGAUAAACAAAUUGAUGGAGAGCUCUCUCCGAGCAAUAAAAAACAGGUUGAGAAUACUCAAGAAGAUGGAAAGGGUAAAAGUAGAUGGUGUUGGGCGAUUCCUAAAAGAUAUAUCUUGUGUUUCUUGGUAUUUUGGGGAUUUUUGUUGAUGAACUGUGAGAGGUCAUGCUUAAGCGUGGCUAUAGUUGCGAUGUCAUCGAAGAGGAGAGUGAAGGAGGAUGGCAAAUGGGUGACAAAGGCCCCCGAAUUUCACUGGGACUCGAAGAUGAAAGGCAUCAUUUUGAGUGCUUUUUUCUACGGCUAUUUGGUUUUGCAAAUUCCUGGUGGAUGGCUGGCAUUAAGAAUAGGCGCCAAAAGAGUAUUGGGCUACGCGAUACUAGUUGCUUCAGCCAUCCAUACUUGCCUUCCAAUGCUGGUUAGAUACAACUGCACUCUUUUUGUUGUUGCAAGAGUUUUGCAAGGACUAGCACUGGGUGUUGCACUGCCUACAAAUCACGUGAUUUGGAGCUACUGGUCUCCAGCCCACGAAAAAAGCUGCCUUAUUUCCUUUACUGUGGCAGGUUUAUCUGGCGGCAUGCUUGUUGCAAUGCCUAUCUCUGGCUUUCUUUCAGUCUAUGGUUUUUCAGGAGGUUGGCCAUCUGUGUUUUACUUUUUUGGUAUCAUUGGGAUGUCUUGGUUCUUUCUAUGGAACUUUUUCGUUUAUGAGACACCUGAGACUCACCCGACUAUUACAGCCGAAGAAAAGCAUAUCAUACUAGCGACUAGGCCAGAAAAAAGCAGCGAAGGGAAUAGAACAGAUUCAGUUCCCUGGUUGGCUAUGGUAAAAAGCCGACCGGUCUGGGCGAUUGUCGUAGCACAUUUUGCAUUUGACUGCAGUUAUUACACUCUCUUGGUCUGCAUGCCACUUUUUCUGCGUGACGUUCACAAAUUCAACAUCGCUACGACUGGCGUGCUUGCUGCUCUUCCUUGGCUAUUUAUGUCGAUAAUGACUUUAAUUGGUGGAUUUCUGGCAGAUUUUCUUCGACGUUACAUGAAAACAGUUUACGUCAGAAAAUUAUUGUACGUCUCAGGAAUGGUAGGCUCGUCAUCGUUCAUAAUUCUGGCUGGAUUCCCAGAGCGAUCCGAAAUAGCAGUUGCAUUCAUGUGCAUUGCAGUUGCCUUUUUUGGAUUUUCCUUUACUGGGUUCAUGGUCAAUCCAUUGGAUAUUGCACCAAAGUACGCUGGUAUAAUCAUUGGCUUUUCUAAUUGCAUUUCGACGUCUCCUGGAUUCAUCGGACCGUCCCUUGUUGGGAUUUUGACAAGAGAUGAAAAACCAAGUCAGUGGCAAUUGGUUUUUCUGGGAAUGGGAGCAAUCAGCAUCUUUGGUAUAAUCGUUUUCACUUGUUUGCAUCAGGAGAAAUUCAGCCAUGGGCAAGUUAUUAUGUCGAACUAGGAGACGAAGAGACUGAGAAUGAGAAUGUGUUGACAAAGUCAAAGUCGCUUGAGAACUCUUUGGAAGAUCACAGGUGACCGGAAAUGAAGUCAUCGAUGUAAAGUUAGCAGAUUCCCGAGCUUCGUCAUAGCGUAGCAUCUAUUCUUAGAGCUAUGAAAUUGGUUCUAUGGAAGCUCCUUCUUGCAAACCGCAAAGCAAGGGAUGAGAUUUCUUCACAUUAACAGGUUCAAGAAUGGGGCCGAAAAAUUUGAACAUUUGAAGAUUUAGUUAAGCACAUUUUGCGCAAAGGCAAGCUGAUUUUUGCAAUGUUCCCUUAUGUCAUGGUUACAAAAUAGGAAUUUACCUAUAUAUCGUCAAAAGACUGGACAAAUGUUUCCUGUUGUUUAAAAUUUAAAGAAAGACAAAAUUUUAAACAAAUAAUAAGAUUUAAAAAUUUAUGAAAACAAUUUAUGGUAAAUUGUAUACUAGUAUUUUUCUAUUGACCGUGAGUUUGUUUCAGUUGAAAUACUAAAGUAAGAAGUCCACUGUAAAUAAAUAAAAGUAUAUAUUUUGUCCCUAAUAGUUUUGUAAGUUAAUAUUUCUACACAAAUAAGUAAUUGUUUUUAAUUAUAAAGAAUCACAUUCAAUUUUCUAUAUCCUCCUCUACUUUCAAAGACUUAAAUUGGGACACGACAGAAUGGUCUUGUGUACGUUUUGAAAGAAACUGUACAAUAAACAAACUUUAAAUUAUGAUAAACGAGAUCAUAUAUUAGUAAAACUAAAGCAAUAGAACCUGGUAGAGGUACGUGUUAACAACUAUUGUUCGGGGUUACAUUAACUUUGAAAUUUAGAGUGAAAACUAUAUUAUCUUUUAGAAUGAAAGUAAUAAGAAUUCAUCUCGACCAAC
Molecule: messenger RNA, 2766 nt
Organism: Rhopilema esculentum
Lineage: Eukaryota; Metazoa; Cnidaria; Scyphozoa; Rhizostomeae; Rhizostomatidae
Product: sialin
Biological process (GO): transmembrane transport; monoatomic anion transport
Cellular component (GO): membrane
Molecular function (GO): transmembrane transporter activity
Source: RefSeq, a predicted model, not a curated record